GAGGUUUGAAGGGGAUAGGGUUCAGGAAUUCAGGGUCACCUGGGUUCCUCUCUUGGGUGACUUGCAGGGGACAGGCUGCUGGAGCAAUGGAGUCUUCAUCCUUCACCACCACAGGAUGUGGGUGCCCACAGGCUGUACCAAACUCCUGUGGGACUGGGGGACCCCAUGCAGCCAGGGCUGGCCUUGCUUAUCAGCCCCAAGAGGCAGAUUUCAGCCCAGAGGCUUUGGGGGGACCUUACUGUCCCCAAGAGGUGGGUCAGGAUCCAGCUGUACCCCAAUGGGAGCUUUUCAUGUCAGCUUUGUAGCUCCCUGCUCCAUGCACUGUACCUUGGGAACAGCCCUGGGCUGCUGAGGGCUGUGUGGACAAGUGGAUGAGGCAGCCACUGGGCAUGUAGGCAGAAGAAAUCAAAGGCUUAACCUGCCCCAGAACCCUUGAGCUGCCUGAGCCCUGUUGCAGCGGGGUGCCAGCUAGGGAGUGCACGUGCCCUGUGCCCCACACCAGUAGCUCCUGGGGAGGCCAGCUCCAGUUUGUGCUGUGGGAACCUGCAUGGAGCCCAGAGAAAACCACCAGCAUGCUGUGCUUGGAGUGGCUGCCUUCCAGUGCCUUGGCUUGAUGUCAGCGUCUGGCUGUGCCCAGCAUCCCAUCUCCAGCAGUGCCUUGGCCACCCCUGGUGUGUGGUUGUCCUGCCCAUGAAGGGACAAGGGGGAAGAAGUGUCCCCAUCUGCCCCAGCCAUCCUCAGGGCUGAAGCAGCACUGUCAUGCUAGGUGUCCAUGUCCAGUUGCUGGGAUCGCCAGGGUUCCAGAGACUCUUAUUUCAGGGCGUGGGUUUGCCCCACCACGAUACCCUCUCACCCUACUGGGGUGAGCCAGCAGUUCCUGCCCCACCGGCAAUGCACACUAAUUAGCGCGGGCAGGGCGGAAGCAUCACUGAUAAUUGGCAGUGACUCUUCAGCACGGAGCCUCACGUGCCUGGGGCACAGCAGGACUUUCCGGCAGGGCUGGUCUGUGGGACCGGCUGGCAUCCCAGUGUGUCGACCGCCAUGCGGGACCUGGCUGGCUCCCCAACACCAGAGCAGGGACAGGGUUGGGUGCAGGGUGUGGGGAUGAACAUUGUCAUCGCCUUCACUUUGCGCCACAGCACGCCCUGGUCCCACCACCGCUUCCUAAAAGGCACAGCUGUGGGGUGUUGCCAGCACAGAAGGUGAGAGCACGGGGACCAGGCGGAGGUGGUCAAAGGAAAGGCAGAGGACAAGGGUUAAAGGGGUGCCAAGGUUUCCCUUUGCUGGCUGGGCUUUCCUCGCGGGUCUCCUGUAGCAUCCACGUGAGCCCACAGGAGGGGACGUGCCGCACUUUGUGCCCUCGCAGGGGCAGGCACCCGUGGCACCAUGAACCGGAUCACGGUGUACGAGCGUGCCAACUUUGAGGGGCUGAGCCGAGAGUUCACCUGUGAUGUGCCUGACCUGCACGAGCUGGAUUUUGGGAACUGCAUCGCCUCCCUGAAGGUGGAGGGGCAGCCAUGGAUUGCCUACACGGACCCCAAAUAUGAGGGCGAGCCGCAUGCCUUUGAGGAGGGCGAGUACCCCUCUGUGGAUCGGCCCAACAGCUUCUCAGCACUGCGCCUCGUGCACCAUGACCUGGGGGACCCCCAGAUCACCCUCUACGAGCACCCCAACUUCCAAGGCGCCUGCAAGGUGGUGACAGAGGAGACCAACUUGGCGUAUGGGUACUUCAACGACCGGGUGGCCUCCCAUGUAGUGCAGCGAGGCGUCUGGCUGCUCUACCAGCAUCCCAGCCGGGGCGGCUGGCACUGCCUGGCAUGGCCUGGCGAGCAUCUCGCUGACUACAAACUGGAGCUGAAUUUUCAGUCUCGGCUGUCCCACCUGCGUCCGCUACGCCCCGGGCGGCCCCUGGUCUCAGCACGUCUCCUCUGGGAGCAGAAGCGGGUGGAGGAGGAGCGGGAGGUGCUGGUGGAUGAGAUUGAGGGGGUGAACGAGACAGAGUCGGAGCAGGCUCUGGCGGCCAGCAGCAGCCGGGAGUACGGCACCACACUCUGGCAGAGCUUCCACUUCAGCAAUGCCACUAGCCUCAAAGCCGGGCUCUCCUUCACGCUGACCGUGGAAGCCUCCAACAUCUUCACGGUGCAGAAAGGGCGCAGUGAAACCAGCACUCGCCGGCAGUGCGUGGAGGUGCAGUUGCCGGCGAAGAUCCCCCCACGCACAGCGCUCAGCAUCCAAGUCCUGCGGAAGGAGGUAACGCUCUCCGUCCCGGUCCUGCUCACCAUCACCCAGAACGAGAACGUUCGUACAGAGAUGGGCGAGUACCGCAGUGUCUCGGGUACCAAUGUCAGUGCCCGUUAUAGCUUGAAGCCACUGCCAGCUACGGGCAGGGAGCAGGCAGCCACCAAGGGGAAAGGCACAGUGCCUGGCACCAGGAUGGAGCUAUAGCUCUGUGCCAGUGCUAAGCAAUGGCUGUCCCCUCCAUGGUGUGGGACCCACUGCGACACCAGCGUUGACUCCAGCACCCGCCCACGGGGGAGCCACGACCUGCCUUGUCUGGUUGUGUCCGGUGGCUCUGGCUGGCAGGACCUGCCAGUGCCUCCUCCCACCCAGUAUUUCCAAUAAACCCCCUUCCCCAACCA
This is a messenger RNA of Corvus hawaiiensis (hawaiian crow), 2639 nucleotides long. Its product is annotated as epidermal differentiation-specific protein-like. Lineage: Eukaryota; Metazoa; Chordata; Aves; Passeriformes; Corvidae. Gene Ontology annotation, molecular function: structural constituent of eye lens. The coding region runs from base 1387 to 2445 and encodes 352 amino acids. The record is from RefSeq and is a predicted model, not a curated record. The transcript has a single exon. Gene Ontology annotation, biological process: lens development in camera-type eye; visual perception.